GGUGGGGGUAUGAGAGGCCUUGCUAUGAAACUCUCUAACCUCAAAAAAACACUCAUCAAAUGGAAUAAGGAAACUUUUGGAAAUAUUUUUGAGGAAGUGUCUAAGGCACAAGAUAGGUCAGAAAAGGCAGAAGCCAUCCUUGAAAUGGAUGAAUCUGAAAAAAACCUCAUGGAGUUCAAGCUAGCUACAGCCCUUCUGCAGCAAGCUCUGAAAAAAGAGGAAUGCUUUUGGGCCCAAAAGGCUAACAUCAAAUGGAUCUCCCAAGGGGAUGCUUCUACUUCUUUUUUCCACUCCUAUGUAAGGGGAGGAAGGCACAGACUACAUAUCUCCUCUUUAAAGGAUGGGAGAGGAAACAUCCAUACCACUUUUGAUGAGAUAGCAAGGAUAACAGUGGAGCACUACACAGAGGUUUUCUCCUCAAUACAUGAAGGGGAUAUGGGAGAAAUCCUAAAUCUUAUUCCUUCUUGUGUAUCUGAUCAAGACAACACUUUGCUCAGUAGCAUCCCAGCUAAGGAAGAAAUUAAAAGAACCAUUUGGUCUUUAAAUGCCAAUAGCACAGCAGGAUCUGAUGGGUUUAAUGGCUUCUUUUUCAGGAACUCUUGGGACACUAUCAAAACUGAUGUGUGCAUGGAAGCUCAAGAAUUCUUCAUAGGUGUCCCUAUGCCUAAAGCCUUUGGCAGCACACUCUUAACCCUCAUCCCUAAAAAUGAAGCAGCCAUCACCCUGGACCAGUUCAGACCCAUCUCCCUAUCAACUUUUUUCAGUAAGAUUAUUUCCAGGAUUCUGAGUGACAGACUUAAAUUGAUCCUUCCCAAGAUUAUCUCCCAGGAACAGGGUGCUUUUCAGAUCGACUACAUGCGUGGCAGAUCGACUACAGAGGCCAUUCAUCUCGUGAGGAGGUUAUUGGAAGAGUAUAGGGCUAGGAAGAAGGACCUUCAUAUGGUGUUUAUUGACCUUGAGAAGGCGUAUGAUAGGGUGCCAAGGGAGGUCUUAUGGAGGUGCCUUGAGGCGAGAGGAGUUCCCAUCGUGUACACUCGCGCGAUCAAGGAUACGUACGAUGGGGCUAUGACCAAGGUAAGGACUUCUGGGGGCGUCUCAGAUUCCUUCUCGGUAGGGAUGGGGUUGCACCAAGGGUCUGCUCUUAGCCCUUUUUUGUUCGCCUUGGUGAUGGACGUCCUAACUCAAGGUGUUCAAGACGGGGUCCCAUGGUGCAUGCUUUUCGCGGAUGAUAUUGUGCUUAUCGACGACACACGUGAGGGACUAAACGAUAAGUUGGAAUUAUGGCGCCUUGCCCUUGAGACUAAAGGAUUCAGAAUAAGUAGGAACAAGACUGAAUACAUGGAAUGUCGUUUCAGUGGCCGGGAUACAGAAUCAGAGGUGGAAGUCAAGAUUGACUCUCACCUAGUACCUAAGGUAGACAGGUUUCGUUAUCUUGGCUCAAGAAUUCAGGCGGAUGGGGAGUUAGAUGCGGAUGUUGGACAUCGGGUUGGAGUGGCUUGGGCCAAAUGGCGGUUAGCUUCAGGGGUGUUGUGUGAUCCGAAGAUUUCGCCUAGAAUGAAAGGUAUGGCACCGGUGGAAGACAAGUUGCGGGAAGCGAGGUUGAGGUGGCUUGGCCAUGUGAGACGGCGGGACGCUGACGCCCCUGUACGGAGAUGCGAGAGGAUUACAGUUAUCGGGGGAAGUAGGGGAAGGGGUAGACCUAAGAAGAAUUGGGAGGAGGUGAUAAGACAGGAUUUAGGACUUCUCGACCUGACUGAGGAUAUGGCCCUAGAUAGGAACCUUUGGAGAACUAGGAUUAGAGUAGCUGGAUAGGAGCUCGGUGUUGUAGAGGUUGUUUUGUAGUGUGUUGUAUUUGUUGGGAAUCUUUUGCUAUUGUUUGUACUUGUUGCUUGUACUUGGUGCCUUAUCUGUGCUAUACUGUGUU
This is a messenger RNA of Cuscuta campestris, 1924 nucleotides long. The record is from the annotation of a GenBank genome assembly. Lineage: Eukaryota; Viridiplantae; Streptophyta; Magnoliopsida; Solanales; Convolvulaceae.